Molecule: messenger RNA, 1467 nt
Organism: Sitophilus oryzae (rice weevil)
Lineage: Eukaryota; Metazoa; Arthropoda; Insecta; Coleoptera; Curculionidae
Exons: 3
Coding region: 1-801 (266 amino acids)
Source: RefSeq, a predicted model, not a curated record
AUGGAAAACUUGUUCAAACCCCCAGAACCCCUAGUCUUAGAUGGAAAUGUUGCAGAGAACUGGAAGAGAUUCAGCCAAAAAUUUGAUAUAUUUUCAACAGCGACAGAUCUAGAGUCGAAAUCUGAAGAUAAGAAAGUGGCAGUCUUUUUAAACCUGAUAGGUGACGAAGGACUAGAAUUAUUUAAUAGUUUCAGUUUUGAAAAUGGAGACGAGAAAAAUAUAUGCCAAAAAGAAGGUCAGAAUUUUGAUAAUUUCUUAACAGAAUUAAGAAAAGCUAUUAAGACAACACAAUACAAGGAUCAUGAUGACAUGAUAAGGGACAGAAUUGUAAUGGGAAUACUGGACAAAGUAAUACAAGAGAGAUUGUUACGAGAACCAAAACUUACUUUAGAAAAAGCAGUAGAUGUUUGCAGAGCAACCGAGUCAAGUAAAUCGCAGUCAAAAAUAUUAAGAAAUGAAAGUCAAGUGGAUGCUGUACAGAAAAAUAGUGAUCAAGAAAACAAUAAGAAACCAUGUAACUUUUGUGGGUACAAACAUGGCAAGUCUGGUAAAUGUCCUGCAUAUGGGAAAACAUGUGCAAAAUGCCAAGGUCGGAAUCAUUUUGCUGCUGUGUGUAGGAAAAAAGAAGUCAGACCAGAAAGAAACAACAAAACCAAGGAGAAAAAAGUUCAUGAAGUUGAAGCAUGUAGUUGCAAGGUGAAUACUGAAGAUGAUGACACAAGUGAUGAGUAUUUUGUUGAUGGUAUACAGUCAAUCGGGUCCGUAAAAGCAAACUUAUGUUGGAAGCAGGAGAUCUCUUGAUGAUAUAGUAAAUAAAUAUCCUAGUGUUUUUAAUGGGUUGGGUAAAUAUCCAACAGAACAUCAUAUUACAUUAAAGAAAGAUUUUGUACCGCAUGUGCAACCGCUCAGAAGGAUUCCUCAUAUUUUACGAGAUAGACUAAAAAGUAAGUUAAAUGAGCUUGAGAAACAAGGUGUCAUUUGUAAAGUUGAUAAGCCUACUGAGUGGGUGAAUGCACUUGUGAUUGUGGAAAAAACAAAUGGUGAUUUGCGUCUUUGUUUAGAUCCUAAGUAUUUAAAUAAAGCAAUUCAAAGAGAGUAUUUUUCAAUCCCAACUGCAGAUGAAAUCGCUGCUACCUUAUGUAACAGAGAGUUUUUUACUGUGUUAGAUAUGAAAGAUGGAUAUCUACAAGUAAAGAUAGAUGAAGAAAGUUCAGAUUAUUGCACUUUUGCUACUCCAUUUGGUAGGUACAAAUAUUGUCGUUUACCUUUUGGAUUGUGCUCCGCACCAGAAGUGUUUCAAAAGAAAAAUUAUGAAAUAUUUGGUGACAUUGAUGGUAUUGGAUUAUAUUUUGAUGAUAUAAUUGUCACAGGAAAAAAUGAGAAAGAGCAUGAUAAAAAUUUGCACUUGGUAUUGGAAAGAGCUCUCAGUUAUGGUAUUAAAUUUAAUAGAAAUAAAAUACAGUUUAA